AUGAAAGGAUAUAUAUUCCUUUUUAUUGGUUAUUAUUAUUAUUUUUGCGCAUGCUCUUUUUUAUUUUAUUUCCCUUUUUCUUUCUUUCUUUCUUUCUCUCUCUCUCUCUCUCUCUUUUUUUUUUUUUUGCAUGUAUGUACUUUGCCUUUAGAUUUAUUUUCUUCUCUGUGCUGCAGUCGGUUGAAAAAAGUGAUGCAUGCGAAAACCCGGUAUCUUUUUUGGUUGGGCCUUAUUGUGCUCUUGUGGACAUUUACUGCUGGAAGAGAGGCCGCACAGCAGCCCACUGUGGCUCUUUUCAACGGGGAACAUGGGACUAUCAUGUCUGUGGCUACGUGGAGCGACAUUGACUUUGGCAGGCGUAGUGCGAUGGGUGGUGGGAAGCGGCCUGCAAGGGUAUUUGCGCUUGAAGCGACAUUACCCGUGGUGGGUCAGGAGAAGUCAAGUAAAGAUGAUGAAAGAGUGAAUAGGGAUCUUUAUUUUUUUCCGUACUGUUCAGCGACUAAGAAUUCGGCUGACAAAGAGGAUAGCAAUGCGCCUUGUUCGCUGAGUCAUUUUGAGGGGUAUAUCUUACUGCGCUUUCGUGGUGGGUGGGAGGAGAAUUUUGCUGUCUCACUUUGGCAGGACUCCGCGCCGAGCAUUGAUGUUGAAGUUGCUGAACGUGUUUUUCGAGAUUUAAUUAACGACAGCAGCGCAACAUUUCCCUUUGCCAUUGACGACUCUUCGGAUAAGGAUUCGACAUUCUCUGGCAUUAUGCGACGUUACGAACUUAUAGAGAGUUGCAAUGAUUUCACAGACGAAUGUUUCCAGGCACGGCUUAUGACAUACACUACGAGCUUUAAAGAGAUACCAUUAGGGAGGUAUACGGGACGAGUGAUAUUCAGCGUAGGGCUUCCAGGGGCUUGGAACAGGCCGUGGGUUUUACGGCUUAAGAGCACGAUGCCACAUGAUUCUCUUACAGGUAUAGACAUUGUGUUGCUUUUAGUGGAUAAGAAAGGAUCGUUUAAUUGGGAAUUGUGGCUGACUUCAAGUGGGUUUGGGCAACUAUUUCUUGCUGUUUUGUGUGUCUUGGUGACGAUGUGUUUCAUUCUUGUCACGAAGGAGGUUGGAAUGCGGCUUUCAGAGCCAACUGCAUUGAAUGGGCGUCGUACCACUGUUCUCUAUGAGGAAACUGAAUCUAACAAUGGACAUUGCCUUUCACUUUACCGGAUUAUGCUGGCUACUCAAGAGACGUGCGUGAAAAUUUUCUCAUGGCUAUUUGUGGCAAAACGCGCAAUGCACCGUUAUUUUCAUUCUUGGCCACGACGCAGGUGGGAAGGGGCGGCGUCAAAUGUCGUGAUAUCAGCCGAGAUGCGAGAAGUGGCCUCAAAUGUAGAAGAAGAUUCCCAACACAUGGAACCUCAAAGUGACUGCGUGGAAAUGAAUGGUAGUAGUGAAGAGAGUGACGGCGAUGAAUACUUAUGCCGUAUAUGUCGUUCCAAGAAACCAGUGGAUGAUUUAUUUGCCCCAUGUGCCUGCGAUGGGUCUGCUAAAUACGUGCAUAAAAAGUGUUUGGAAAAGUGGCGUGCCAUGACCUUGAACACGGAGCAUCGAAGUGUGUGUGCCGAGUGUAAGACGCCAUAUAAUUUGGUGGUGGAGAGGGUUCCCAUUUCCCCAGAUGAAUUUCUACACAGUCCGGUUUGUGUCCCGGCGUGCCGUCUUAUGGUUAAGCGUGCGGUUGGACCGCUUUUUUUAAUUUUUCUGCUUUGGAUCGGUGGUUAUUAUCUAAAGUUCUGCAUGUAUCUUGUUACUGGUCUGGAUGAAGGGGUUGUGUGGUCUGCGGCAAACUUCUACCACUGGGUGCUAGGGAUAUACAGUGUUGUUGCUCUAUGCUUGAAUUUAUGGGCUUUGGAGUAUGUUCUGAUUGAUUUUGAUGAGUCUUGGCAGCAGUUGUUACUUCUUAUUAUUUCUCUCUGCACUGUUGAGAUUCCGCUGAAUUAUGUGGGCCAAAUAACCCUCUCAUGGCUUUUGAACAGACACUGGUCUCUGGAAGUAUCGUACGGCUUGGGUAUCAUCGUUACGGCUGUGUCUUCCAUUACACUACUUCCCCAUCUGUAUGUUUUUCUGCAGUCACUCUCAACCGAGCGUGAAGUUGUUCUGCCACGCGUAGAGGGGGUAGGAAAUAGGAUCAUAUUGUGA
Molecule: messenger RNA, 2175 nt
Organism: Trypanosoma cruzi
Lineage: Eukaryota; Euglenozoa; Kinetoplastea; Trypanosomatida; Trypanosomatidae
Exons: 1
Coding region: 1-2175 (724 amino acids)
Molecular function (GO): zinc ion binding
Source: RefSeq, a predicted model, not a curated record